AUGGAUGAACUACGCUUUCGCUCCCAGCAGUCCCCGCGGGGCAACGACCAGUCCAUGCAUUCGUUUGUCUCACCUACUCGAAAUGCCUCCAGAAUGCCUGCCUCCCAGGUCAACCCUCAUGCCGGCGCCCACGACCAUCGAUCUGGCCUGCCUCGUCGCUUUACCACCGAUUCUGGUCGAGUCCCGACACUUUCCUCUCUGGGUGCUCAACGGGUGCCCGAACCUCCCCAGGACUAUAAUAUCGAGAAGAAGAAGAUGGAGUAUGAACGAAUCCGUGAGCAAAGGCGGAGGUUUGAGCUCGAGAUGCAAAAGCUGGAUCAACAACAAAGACGAGAGGCUUUGGAACUUGCUCAGAUGGAGGAGGAAGUUGGUAGAAUGGGCGGCCACCAGUCCGAGCCCACCACACCCCCCGAAUACCGAGAUAACUCUGGAUUCCCUACGUUUUUAUCGCGGCCGAGCCGAUACUCUAUGUCUAGCUUGACCUCCCCUCCAGGUCUAUUCAACCGCCCUGUUAGAUCCGGCUCGCAACUCGCUUCUCCCCAAUCCGGUAUCAGACAGGCACGCUUUGGAUUUGAGGAUACUACGACCCAAAUGCCUUCUCGUUCUGUGCCAACUACUCGAAGAAAUAGUGAUGAUGAAAAGGAGGAGGCUGUUCGACAAGAUCCCAGCAGUCAUCGCUCUGGUAAUGCAAUCAAUCGAUACUCGAUGCCUGUGACGCGUUCACGUACGGGGAUGUAUGACGUUGGUCUUGAUCAAACAAACACUACUCGUUUUCUUUUUGGUGACGAAGAGACGAAUGCAGGAGGCCAUAGUGGUCCUGAUGCAAACUUCCCAACUCUUGUUCGUCACGACGAUCAGAUUCUCUCAGCGUCCUCGGCCGCCUUAGAUCUUGCCCUAUCCCCGUCUCCUAAUCCCGAGUCGACACCUUCUUCAAGAGGUUGGAGCCGUGUUGUUAACCGUCAUCGCCCUCAGCAGAGUCUCUCUUCGAUCAACGGAAGCUCCAACGUCGUAAGCGAUCUUGUUGGCCUAGCAUCUCGACCUACUUCCCUCCGCCAUUCUAUGGAUCUUAAGUAUAUCUCGGAAAACGCUGUUGAGACUGGUGCCAUCAUGUCUCCUAGUGCGACUCCCAACAUGGCGACUCCCCCGAAGCUGCAGAGCUCGUUCUCUUCGAGUGAGGUUCCCACGGUCAAGAGCCCUGGGGCUUCGUCUUCAAAGACAAACAAUCAUGCACAGCAGCAUUUCCACAACCACAAUGCCAGCCUUGGCCGCAUCCCAGCUGGUGCGGUCCAUCGUGGCCACAGUCGGGAGCUCUCUUCAGAGAACCCUGCUGUUAGCCGUGAGCAGCACAACUAUCCUUCGAUCCAGUCUGCCCUGCAGGCCAGUGCCGCUCCCUUUGGGCCCAGUACUACAGCUGCAGUGCAACCCUCUGCUAUGGUGAACCCUUCCGCCGGGGCCGCAGCCGCGAACAACUACAACAAUGUGUUCUAUUCCGCCAACGGGUACGGCGCUCCUCAAGGCAUCCCUCAAGGCGGCAUUCCCCAGGUGAUGCCUCAGGGAGCACCCCAUCAGCCAGGAGGAUACAACGUCAAUAUGCUCGCGAACAGUAUGCAGCAGAUGAACAUGAAUGGGGCCAACGGCAGCAACAUGUAUCAGCCUCAGAACUACAACGGCUACAACGCCGGUCCGUACAACCAGGGUAAUCAGCCUCGAGACAGCCAGGCACGCGUCAUUCAGCAUCGCCGACAGCUUGACAAUGAAGCCAUGUCUCGCUACCAGAACACGCCCCUUGAUUCCUUCGUGGGCAACAUCUAUGAGCUUUGCAAGGACCAACAUGGCUGCCGUUACCUCCAGAAGAAGCUUGAGGAGCGCAACGCCGAUCAGGUUCACAUGAUUUGGGCCGAAACCAACCAGCACGUCAUUGAGCUCAUGACGGACCCGUUUGGUAAUUAUUUGUGCCAAAAGCUCCUUGAGUUCUGCAAUGACGAUGAGAGGACUACUUUGAUUCAAAAUGCUUCCCAGGAUAUGGUCCGCAUCGCGCUCAACCAGCACGGCACACGCGCACUCCAGAAGAUGAUCGAGUAUGUGAGCACCCCUCAGCAGGUCCACAUCAUCAUCGAGGCUCUUCGCUACCGGGUUGUGGAGCUUAUCCAGGACCUCAACGGCAACCAUGUCAUUCAGAAGUGUCUCAACAAACUUACCCCCCCUGAUGCGCAGUUCAUUUUUGACGCUGUUGGCGGCAGCUGUGUCGAAGUGGGCACUCACCGACACGGCUGCUGUGUUCUUCAACGCUGUAUCGACCAUGCCUCUGGCGACCAGAAGCUGUGGCUUAUCCAGCGAAUCACCGAGCAUGCACGAAUCCUUGUCCAGGACCCCUUUGGCAACUACGUCGUUCAGUACAUUAUUGACUUGAACGAACCUCUGUUCACCGAGCCUAUCGUUCUUACCUUCAAGGAUUGUAUCACUCAGCUGUCCCGCCAUAAGUUCAGCUCCAACGUCAUCGAGAAGUGCCUGCGCUGCGCCAAGGCACCUUCCAAGGAUCUGAUCGUGGAGGAGCUGCUACGCAACCAGGAGAUGGAGCGCCUCCUCCGGGACUCAUUCGCCAACUAUGUCAUUCAGACUGCUCUUGAGUAUGCUACUCCUCAUCAAAAGCAUCGCCUUGUAGAGGCCAUCCGCCCCAUUCUUCCCCAGAUUCGAACCACUCCCUACGGCCGUCGUAUUCAAGCUAAGAUCUCGGCCUUCGACAACCGUGGAAGCGCUGCCUCUAGCGGGCAAGUGACACCAGCCGACAACACCCAGGGUCAAAUUCCUAUGCGCGCUACUCACGCUCGAGGUAUUUCUGGAGGUGGCCCUAUUCUCCAGGGCAAUGGUAUGCCGCACGGUGGGCCUAUGGCACCUAUGCGCCAGAACAUGCCCAUCUACUCCCCUAACCCCGCCAUGAACGGACAAGUUCCUACUCCUGGUGGACCUGUUCAGCAGCCUCAGUACGGACAGAUGACUCCUGGCAAUUUCACUCCCAAUGCUGCUGUCAACGGUGCAGCUAAUGGCAGCGCCGGUAACAGUAACUUCGGUGGCCAAGCCAGUGGCAACAGCGUCCCUACGAGCCCUGCCAAUGGCAACGGAAAUGUCAGCACGGGUCAGGGCGAACAGCCCCAGUGGCUUUAG
This is a messenger RNA of Fusarium tjaetaba, 3162 nucleotides long. RefSeq lists its product as uncharacterized. Bases 1 to 3162 code for a protein of 1053 amino acids. Gene Ontology annotation, biological process: post-transcriptional regulation of gene expression. Gene Ontology annotation, cellular component: cytoplasm. The record is from RefSeq and is a predicted model, not a curated record. Gene Ontology annotation, molecular function: mRNA binding. The transcript has 5 exons. Lineage: Eukaryota; Fungi; Ascomycota; Sordariomycetes; Hypocreales; Nectriaceae.